AAACAACACAAAAACUGACAAAAUAACUGUUUGUUAACUAACAAUAUAAUAUAUAAUUUUUGUUAAACCAGCUUGUUAUUAAUAGUGUAACUCCAGUUUUAUCAUAAAUUAUAUUAAUACCUAUUAUUUUUAUAAUAAAUACGUAAAUAAUAUAACAUCCACAGUGACGUUAAAUAAAAUUAUAAUAAUAUUUUCAAAUAAAGCACCACUCUCAAGUAUUUGAACAAUAAUUAUUAUUGUCAAUUGCUAUAGACCAAAGAUUAAAGUAUGGAUCGAUCAGACAUAUCUAAGUUGGACAUUAGCUUGGACAAUAAGAAACAACACUAUCUGGCUGGCGAUAAAGUAUCUGGCUUAUUGCGAUUGACAAUACUAGGGCCGGAAAGUGCGCCCUACCCGCACAUAGGGUUAGUAUGUGUGGCCGAAUCCAAAUGGGUUGAGAGCGCCGGCACUUACUUCCACCGCGAGGGACAGGAGUACAGAGAUCAGCAGACUUACGUUGAUUUGGUCUACAAAAUGCCUGAGCAAUGUGACACUAUUGCGGUCCACUUAACAGUUGCGAAUCUCUCGACAUUAGACGCGACCCCUCGGGUCACUCUAUACGAGACUCAGGUCUAUAUGUGUGGCGAACGGCAUAAGUCAUUGCAGGCGGCCGUCACCGGACCGGUAAUGGGCAACAAAGUCAUCCAGGAAACCUGUGACUCGCAAAGUGUGUUCGUCACCAUUCCCACCACCGCCUCCCUGUCCAUUAAGAGUUUUAUCGUAAGCGUUAAAUACAUGAUUCACGUGACCCUCGAUAUACCGUACGCUCACGACUUGCACGUAGAUCUGCCAGUUGUUGUGGUGAAUAAGGAGGCGCUUGUUGAACCGGAAAGACCUAUUUUUAAUGGCAGCAAGUAGAAUUAUCUCAUAGGCAUUUAAUGCCGGAUAUUCCAUAUAUUACCAGAUAUUGCAUGUUAUACCGUAUAUGCAUAUACGGUACUCGUUAUAUCAUUAAAGUGGAGAGACCAUAAUUAAUAUUAUGGUAAAUAUACUGUAUUUUAUUUAGAUUGUAGCGUGAUUUUAAUUAAAAAUAUUUGUUGCUUAAUUAUUUAUAUAAACGAUAGUUUU
Messenger RNA from Oppiella nova, 1107 nucleotides. Lineage: Eukaryota; Metazoa; Arthropoda; Arachnida; Sarcoptiformes; Oppiidae. The record is from the annotation of a GenBank genome assembly.